UCUUGGCGCGAGUAGCGGUUGAGAAUAGGACCACGCUGCCGUGAUACGUUUCCGAGGCGGUUACACGAGGACGUGACGCCAAAGAGCGCCUGGUUACGGAUACGCGAUUAUCGAGACGCAGAAGAUUCGCAACUCUCGGCGGACAUUCUAUAUAGAACAGCGGAAACGAUAUAGCGGAAUAUAGCGCGUGUAGGCAGGAUAUUGACUAGCCGUUCGAUUCCGAAGGGGACGCCAUUUGUUUUGGCGGGCACGUGUAUUUCAUUGCCGGGCGCGAACUCGCUCGUUGGAGUAACAGAUCCUGUGCUAAUCGUACUUAUGAACAGCAUUAUGUCAGAAAUGGAGUCCAUGGACAUAGCAGCAGAGCCUACUACUGUGAAUAAGAAUGCUAGUGUACCAUCCUGCAGAGAAUCUGUAUCUGUCGAUGACAUGACCUCGAGGGAUUACUAUUUUGAUUCCUAUGCUCAUUAUGGAAUACAUGAAGAAAUGCUAAAGGAUGAAGUACGCACCGUGACUUAUCGAAACUCAAUGUAUCAUAACAAACAUCUCUUCAAAGGAAAGACAGUUCUCGAUAUCGGCUGUGGCACCGGUAUUCUCUCCAUGUUUGCAGCUAAAGCUGGUGCAGCUAAAGUCAUUGGUAUUGAAUGCUCUAAUAUUGUUGAGUAUGCAGAGAAGAUAGUGGAGGCAAAUAAUCUGUCCAAUGUUAUAACGAUACUUAAGGGGAAAGUCGAAGAGGUUUCAUUGCCUGACGGAAUAGAAAAGGUUGAUAUAAUAAUAUCCGAAUGGAUGGGCUACUGUUUGUUUUACGAAUCGAUGUUGGAUACAGUACUCUUUGCCAGAGACAAGUGGCUCCGCGAAGAUGGUAUGCUCUUCCCUGAUAAAGCGACUCUAUUCAUUUGUGGAAUCGAAGAUAGACAAUAUAAAGACGAAAAGAUCAAUUGGUGGGAUGAUGUGUAUGGAUUUGACAUGAGUAGCAUAAGGAAGGUGGCUAUCAGCGAACCGCUAGUAGAUGUCGUCGAUCCAAAGCAAGUCGUCACAAAUGCAUGCCUAAUCAAAGAAGUUGACCUUUACACAGUGACGAAGGCCGAUCUUGAAUUUUCGUCGCCGUUUACCCUUCAAGUUCGCAGAAACGACUAUGUCCAAGCUCUAGUUACGUUCUUCAACAUCGAAUUCACCAAGUGCCACAAACGUAUUGGCUUCAGUACCGCACCCGAAGUGCCAUAUACACAUUGGAAGCAAACUGUCUUUUACUUCGAUGAAUACAUGACUGUGAAGAAGGGAGAAGAAAUAUAUGGCGUAUUCUCGAUGAGGCCCAAUGCCAGGAAUUACAGGGAUCUGGAUUUCAGCAUCGAGUUAGACUUUAAAGGCGAAUUGUGCCAAGUCCACGAAACUAAUAACUAUCGUAUGCGCUGAUAUACAGUGGAUUGCGCGCCACUUUCCACUUUUCUCAUAAUUCAUAAAAAAAAGUCAUUUAAUCAAGCCUGAAGUCGAUUUCCUAUUAUGGAGAACUAUAAAUGAUCGCGUUUAGACAGCAUGUAUUGUCAACGGUAUGUGAACUGUUAAACUUUAAUUUUGAAAAGCAUAGCGAUGCUUUCUGAUUAGACAUUUAAUAUAAUGACUUUUAUAGACGUUUUCUUCCGUAAACGUACAAAUAAUUGGAUAAUUAAUUAUUUAUAAUAAUUAAAUUCAGACGAAUAACAAGUGUAAUAAAAAAAUUUUUUACGCGAAUUUUC
Messenger RNA from Temnothorax curvispinosus, 1730 nucleotides. It is a transcript of the gene Art1, whose product is annotated as protein arginine N-methyltransferase 1. The record is from RefSeq and is a predicted model, not a curated record. Gene Ontology annotation, cellular component: nucleus. Lineage: Eukaryota; Metazoa; Arthropoda; Insecta; Hymenoptera; Formicidae. Gene Ontology annotation, biological process: peptidyl-arginine methylation. Bases 316 to 1410 code for a protein of 364 amino acids. The transcript has 2 exons. Gene Ontology annotation, molecular function: protein-arginine N-methyltransferase activity.